AUGACCGAGGUGACGCCGACCACUUGUGGCUGCCUCGCGUCGCUCGAGGUGCUCAUGGGCCCCCACACGGGCGCAAUGGUCGCGCCGACGUCGAGCGCCAUUGCCAUCGGCCGCAGCAAGAAGUUCGUCGGCGGCACCGGCCUCCUCCUCGCGUCCGACUUUGACGUCUCGUCUCGCCACGCCAGCAUCGCGCGCGACGCCAGCCUCGGACGCUUCGUCGUCGUCGACGUUGGCAGCACCAAUGGCACCAAGCUCAAUGAGGCGCCGAUUGCGCCGCGGACGCCGACGCCUCUGCGCGACGGCGACACGCUCACGACUGGCGCGUCGCUCCUGGCCUUUCGCAUCGAUGUCGUCUGCGCCGCGUGCGCUGUCCCCACGCCCAGCGAAGUCGACAUCGUCGUCGCCGCCGAGGCGCCUCUAGAGCACGAAGAGAGCGCCAUUUGCACGUGA
Saprolegnia parasitica CBS 223.65 is the source of this 450-nucleotide messenger RNA. RefSeq lists its product as hypothetical. Gene Ontology annotation, molecular function: mRNA binding; protein binding. NCBI's taxonomy places the organism in Eukaryota, Oomycota, Saprolegniomycetes, Saprolegniales, Saprolegniaceae. The coding region runs from base 1 to 450 and encodes 149 amino acids. The transcript is spliced from 2 exons. The record is from RefSeq and is a predicted model, not a curated record.